GAAAAUAUUCCAACAUGGCUUUCCUUGGACUCUUCUCUUUGCUUGUUCUGCAAAGUAUGACAUCAGGGGCUACUUUUCCUGAUGAAGCUGUUGCUGAUUUUUCAGUGAACAUGUACAAUCAUCUCCGAGCUGCUGGGGAUGAUGAAAAUAUUCUUUUCUCUCCACUGAGCAUAGCCCUCGCAAUGGGCAUUAUGGAACUAGGGGCUCAAGGAUCUACCCUCAAAGAAAUCCGUCAUUCAAUGGGAUAUGACAGCCUGAAAGACAAUGAAGAAUUUUCUUUCUUGAAGGAUUUUUCUAACACAGCAACCACUGAGGAGAGUCACCAUGUGAUGAAAAUUGCCAGUUCCCUCUUUGUGCAAAAUGGAUUUCAUGUGAAUGAUGAGUUUUUGCAAUUGGUGAAGAAAUACUUUAAUGCAGAAGUAAAUCAUGUGGAUUUCAGUCAAAAUAUUGCAGUGGCUAACUAUAUCAAUAAGUGGGUGGAGAAUAACACAAAUAAUGUAGUGAAAGAUUUGGUAUCUCCAAGGGACUUUGACCCUGUCACUCACCUGGCCCUCAUCAAUGCUGUGUAUUUCAAGGGGAAUUGGAAGUCACAAUUUAGACCUGAAAAUACCAGAACUUUUUCCUUCACUAAAGAUGAUGAGAGUGAAGUCCAAAUUCCAAUGAUGUAUCAACAAGGAGAAUUUUAUUAUGGGGAAUUUAGUGAUGGAUCCAAUGAAGCCGGUGGUAUCUACCAAGUCCUAGAAAUACCUUAUGAGGGAGAGGAGAUGAGUAUGAUGCUGAUGUUGUCCAGACAGGAAGUUCCACUGGCCACUCUGGAACCACUGCUUAAAGUGCAGCUGAUAGAAGAAUGGGCAAACUCUGUCAAGAAACAAAAAGUGGAAGUGUACCUGCCCAGGUUCACUGUGGAACAAGAAAUUGAUUUAAAAGAUGUUUUGAAGACUCUUGGAAUAACUGAAGUUUUUAUCAAAAAUGCAAAUUUGACAGCCUUGUCUGAUAGCAAAGAGCUUUUCCUUUCCAAAGCGAUUCACAAGUCUUUCAUCGAGGUUAAUGAAGAAGGCUCCGAAGCUGCUGCCACCUCAGGAAUGAUUGCAAUCAGUAGGAUGGCUGUACUGUAUCCUCAAGUUAUUGUUGACCAUCCAUUCUUUUUUCUUAUCAGGAUCCGAAAAACAGGUACAAUUCUAUUCGUGGGGCGAGUCAUGCAUCCUGAGACAAUGAACACAAGUGGACAUGAUUUUGAGGAACUUUAAAACAUUUCAUUUACUCACAAGGAAAACAACUAAGCACAUUAUGUUUGCAACCAGUAUUUAUUUAAGACUUAUGUUUUACAGUAUAUCUUUAGAUCAUAUUUAAAGUAGCUCCAGAUUGAAAAAAAAUAUGAUGUAAAUUACUAGCUAAUUUGUUCUGGAAUGUUAUCAGUAUUAUCGAGGUGAUAAUGGUCCUGUUAUGUCAUUGUGUUUGUUGUGCUGGUAUUUAAAAUAAAGUAAAUAUUGAAUACUUAAAUAGCCC
This is a messenger RNA of Sorex fumeus (smoky shrew), 1506 nucleotides long. It is a transcript of the gene SERPINI1, whose product is annotated as serpin family I member 1. Lineage: Eukaryota; Metazoa; Chordata; Mammalia; Eulipotyphla; Soricidae. Gene Ontology annotation, molecular function: serine-type endopeptidase inhibitor activity. Gene Ontology annotation, biological process: negative regulation of endopeptidase activity. The record is from RefSeq and is a predicted model, not a curated record. The coding region runs from base 15 to 1247 and encodes 410 amino acids. The transcript has 8 exons.